GGGAUUUUGGUAGAUUGCAGCAGAACUCGCUCACAACAAGAAGGGGAGUCUGAGGUCGGCGCUCUGAGAUGGACCUGUCUGGAUCUUCACUCAAUCGCAGCCAAUCGCUGGCAAGCGGCCUGGAGAAGACUUCCCACACCUGGAACAAGCCAGCCCACUCUCAGAGCAGCAGCACUCUGUCAUCUCGCCACUCCAGACAGAUUAUCAAAGACUGGGAAGUAAUUGACGACCUUCAGGUUGAAAUGCAAGGAGCAGGUGAUGAUCCUCAAGACAGGGCCGCCCCGGGAAUCUGUGAAGGAUAUCUUCUCAAGAGGAGGAAAUGGCCACUUAAAGGCUGGCACAAGCGGUACUUCGUCUUGGAAGGCGGGAUCUUACGCUACUCCAAAAAUCAACAGGAUGUGGCCAGGGGACGAGUCCAGGGCUCGCUAGAUGUUAGCCUCGCAGUAAUAUCGAUAAACAAGAAAUCAAAUCGGAUUGAUUUGGAUGCAGGGGACAUUCUGUAUCAUAUGAAGGCAAAGAGUCAUGAACUCUUCUACAUCUGGGUAACCAAGCUACAAGCUCACCGCCUGUACAAGAAGAAUGAGGCGGCUCAUGUUCACAGCAGCUUCCUCCACACUUUGUCCCUUCCCACUGCGGCUGAACAAGCUCAGAGAAAUGGAGAUUUGAGUGCCACGGGGAUGGCAGAUUCAGCUGGAGCGUCAGGCGUGCUGCCGUCAGCUAACACAGCCGUGAACACAAAGGUCUCUGCCUGGCUGCAACAAAGCCACAAUCCUGACACCUGUGUUCAAGAGCUGAACCGUUGUCAUCUGGACCUUUCUGAGCUAAACCGCUUAAUCCAGAGGCUGCAGGCACUGGAGGUGGGGCAGGCCUUUACUAAUGGAGACCUGCAGCGGAUCAUCAGCAUACAGAAUCUGUCACUGGAGAAACCGAAGAAGCCGAAAUCAGGAAAGAUCUGGGGUCAUUCCCGCACACUGUCCAGAGUGGAGGCCCUGGGAAUGCUGUCCUCCAGUCACCUGAGCAACUCGGCCCACCUCGGUGCAUCAGUCCCGUGUAUCCCCGACUACGUCUACUCUCAGCUCUCCCCUUCCACGGUCAAUUCGCCCGAAGGGAAGAAAAUCCAACAGGACAUCUGCGCUAUGUCUCAACGAGUGCUCAGCUCUCUGAAGUCGGUGCAUGAGACUCUGUCCCAGGAGAGGCAGAAGCUGCAGGCAGUCUGGGACACUAACAACAUGCACCAGUCUAACACAUUAGCUCAGCCUGAGGCAGUGAGGCGUUCAUCCCAAGGACCUCCUUCGGUGGCAGACUCGGCUGCAGAAUAUUUUGAUGCCAGUGAUGACAUCCUGUGGGGCAGCUCCUCUGAGGUGUCUGAUGAAUCCGGACUUAGUGAUGGAAGCACCACCAAUUCUGAGCCAGAGGACGGACACACAUCAGCUACCCGGAAGUACCGUGCCAGCAUUUCCAGGACUCCCAACAGUGUUGUUCCCAAGAGCACGGGACGUCGAACGAAACUGCCUGUUCACUGUCCUGACAAUAGCCACGUGGGGCUCGUGGCCAUCCUCUAUAACAACAUAGGUAAAGACUUGGCUCGAGUGUCCAUGCCAGCUGUUCUCAAUGAGCCCAUUAACCUGCUGCAGAGGCUGUGUGAAGAGCUGGAGUACAGUGAGCUGCUGGAUACUGCCAACAACACAUCAGACCCCUACCAGAGGAUGGUUUACAUUGCUGCCUUCGCUAUCUCUGGCUACUCCACUGCGACGUUCAGGAACCGCUACAAGCCCGUUAACCCGAUUCUGGGGGAGACCUACGAGUGUAUCAGAGAGGACCGAGGUUUCCGCCUCAUCAGUGAGCAGGUCUGCCACCAUCCUCCUAUCUCUGCCUGCCAUGCAGACUCAGAGAACUUCUCCUUCUGGCAAGACCAGCGAUGGAAAAAUAAAUUCUGGGGGAAGUCGCUGGAGAUCCUGCCAACAGGAAUGGUAAACGUGACUCUGCCGAGGUAUGGUGACCACUAUGAGUGGAACAAAGUAGUGACUUGCAUCCAUAACGUCUUCAGCCAGCAGCGAUAUCUGGAGCAUUACGGAGAGGUCAUCAUCAAAAACCUCAAAAGUAACAUCUGCACAUGCAAGAUUACUUUUGUCAAGUCUCGUUAUUGGGGUUCAGAAACGAAUAAGAAUGAGGUUCAGGGCGUGGUGUUGGACCAAAGUGGGAGUGCCAUUCACCGGUUUGGAGGUCUGUGGCAUGAAGGCAUCUUCUGUGACACUCUGCCGACUCCGAAAUGCAUCUGGAAGCCAAAUCCACAGCCAAAGGAUUACCUGCUGUACUAUGGCUUCUCCAGCUUUGCCAUGGAGUUGAAUGAACUCCCUUCAGACUUGAAGCCUCUUCUGCCUCCUACAGAUACACGCCUGCGCCCAGACCAAAGAAUGCUGGAGGAUGGAAGGGUGGAUGAAGCUGACAUAAAGAAGGACGAGAUGGAAGAAAUGCAGAGAGAGAGGAGAAAAGAGCUCGCCAAAAGGGGUGAAGAACACGUUCCACGUUUUUUCAAGAGAUCCAAAGAUUCCUCUGGACGGGACGUGUGGUUGACAAACGGAACUUACUGGAAACUUCGAGAAAAUCCAGGGUUUGCUAACCUUGAAAACUUAACUCUGUGGUGAUGAGAUGAGACUGCAGAAAUGAGUGGACAAAACCACAUGAAAGGACGAGAUCAGUGGAUAUUCAGCCGUGGAUAUUCUGGACAGCACGUAUGAACCACUCGGAGAGUGAAGAUAGUGCUGCGGAUCUGUUCUUGAUUCUUCUGCACACCCGUGACUGGCUCAUGGGAAUCUUCAGAUACCCAACAAACAUUAAUGGAAAUAAAAAAAAAUCUUAUUCGUUUAA
This is a messenger RNA of Oreochromis aureus, 2868 nucleotides long. RefSeq names its product oxysterol binding protein-like 7 (gene osbpl7). Bases 69 to 2645 code for a protein of 858 amino acids. Gene Ontology annotation, cellular component: perinuclear endoplasmic reticulum; cytosol; intracellular membrane-bounded organelle. Gene Ontology annotation, molecular function: cholesterol binding. The transcript has 20 exons. Lineage: Eukaryota; Metazoa; Chordata; Actinopteri; Cichliformes; Cichlidae. The record is from RefSeq and is a predicted model, not a curated record.